Aspergillus costaricaensis CBS 115574 is the source of this 1407-nucleotide messenger RNA. RefSeq lists its product as uncharacterized. The record is from RefSeq and is a predicted model, not a curated record. The transcript has 5 exons. The coding region runs from base 1 to 1407 and encodes 468 amino acids. NCBI's taxonomy places the organism in Eukaryota, Fungi, Ascomycota, Eurotiomycetes, Eurotiales, Aspergillaceae.
AUGAUCCUCCCUCGUGAUGGAUAUCCUCGACAAGACUCAUCAUCGUCCGUGGAGUCCCCCUCGUCCGGUCGGGAUCAGAUCAUCAUUGGCGUGGUGUUUGGAGGAGUAGCAGUGAUCAUGAUCAUAAGCGCCAUCCUCCUCAUCCGAUGCAAGAAACGAAGCAACGAACGCCGUCAUCGCCGUCAGCAGCAACGCCUGCUCGCCCAUCAUUUGUCUCAAUCCACCACUGGGUACUAUCAGUAUCAUCCUGACUUGGAAGGAAGCAAGCCUCAGACCCCCGAGUACCCACUUGAGAUCACCUCUACAGCACAGCAGGAACCUUCAUCAUGUCUUGAACAACAGCAACAUCCUCCUCUGCAGAGGGUCAUCGAGGAUCCCCCACCGGCGUAUCAGCCCCUCCCUGUGUAUAACCCUUCACGGUACCAUGGGGUUGAUGGCAUGGUGGGUAUCGCGGUGCCAUACCCUGGGGUCACGGCUAGUAUGUAUCGGAUGUCGGGAUUGGGAAUAGAGCCUCAAAGAAGAGUGCCAGAUCGAGACUCGAAUGCCUUUAGCUUUGCUGUUGAGGAGAGGUUGGAUGUGCCGGUCCAUAGGCCAGGUGGUGAGGCGGAGGAAGGUCAGUCGGUUCAACGACCUAGACCGGUGCUGUCACGGUUGGUGACGAAUUUUGGUGACCACUACACUGGCCCUCGCGCGCCGUCUCCAUCACGGCGCGUAGAUAAGCUCGACGGGUGGUUCGGGCCCAACCGCGACGAUCAACCGGUGAUUGUCGCUGCUGCUUCCCCUCUUCUCCUCCUCCAGACCCUGGUCCCCAUCGAAGCUUCUGCGCCAAUCAAUUUUCCGACCUCCAACCCCCCGGUUAGCAAUGCUACGUCGGAGUUGGGUGCGGCACGGCAUUCCUCGUCACGCUCCCUCUCUCACAUCGGCAGGGAUCUCGCCCAUAUUGUAGCCGCUGAGAGGUCCAUUCAUCUCCCAGAACAAGGAUUGCCUUGUGUCACACCCCUUCCAUCUCUCUCGCAGCCGCUGGAUGGACCACGCCAAGGGAGGACUAUCAACUACGGCUGUGGUUGGAUGUCGCCAACUUCCCGGAGUCUGUUAGCAGCUCCCUCCGGUAGGCUGGCUGCAGGUUGCCUGCAAGUUGACUGCGCCGCUCAGCUAUUCUCCCGACUGCUCUCCCCUCUUUUACCAUCUCCAGGCACGCGGACCGGUUCUGCUCCCUGCUCCAGAGGCUCUCCCAUGACCAGUCAUUGCGUCGGAAUCGUCAUCCCGCUUACAAAACAAAGGGCGAUCCCCCUCCGGUUGACUGAGACUUCUCCCACUGGCCGCGAUGUGUCUGCUCGCCUUUCACCGUCCGUCCCGUUCGCUGGGCUCCGAUGCCCAUCCCUCUUCGCACUGAGGGACGUUCCCUGA